AUGGCUGCUGUUCUUAGGAGUUUGUUGAACCCGAAUGCACCCGAAUAUAUCCCUAUUUCCACUCCGCUACCGCCUGUGCUGCUUCCACCGCUUCCUCCUCCUCAUCGUACCGUCGGUUCACUGCCGCGGGAGAGUGUCCGACCACCAUCGGUGAUACGCCUUGGUCCGAAUAUUCCUCCUAGGUUGAGAAAUGAUUAUAUCGCUAGACGCGGAGGAGGAGGAGGGCGAGGUUUUUCUCGAUCGAGUAACGGAAACAGAGGUGUGUUUGGAAGAGGAAAUUGUUCAAAUACUGAGGGACGUUUUGUUUGGCGGAGAAAAGUGGGAAAUCAUGACCAGAGACGAAGUGUUUGUUAUAAUGAGAUGAAGAAACACGAUGUGAUACCUAUAAGUUGGACACAUAAGAACAAUACUACUAUCAUGAUCAAGAAUAUUCCAUAUCACUACAACCGUGAAAUGUUGAUGCAAUUUCUGGACGAGCACUGCUACCUGGAGAAUCAAAAGACUGGAGAUUCAAAUGGAGGAAAUAUUCAUGUCUUCGCUUAUGAUUUCUUGUAUUUGCCCAUGGAUUUCAAAAAGAAGAGGAGCAAAGGCUAUGCAUUCGUGAAUUUCACCGAUCAGAGAACUGUGUGGAAUUUUUUUUAUGUUUUCAAUGACAAACUAAACGUGUUUCCGGGAUCUACAAGGAGUGUUAAGAUCGUCACUGCAAAGAUCCAGGGAAAAGAAGAUUUAGUGAACCGAUUCAAGCAAACAAGAUUUGAGUGUGAAUCAGAAGGAUUUCUGCCAGUUUGGUUUAGUCCUGCAAGAGAUGGUUCUGGGGAAUCGGUGCAAAUGAUUACUGUGGGGCAAUACAAAGUCACUCCAUGUUGCUCAUAUAUUCUCAAGAAACCCUAA
Messenger RNA from Solanum verrucosum, 891 nucleotides. Its product is annotated as protein terminal ear1 homolog. NCBI's taxonomy places the organism in Eukaryota, Viridiplantae, Streptophyta, Magnoliopsida, Solanales, Solanaceae. Bases 1 to 891 code for a protein of 296 amino acids. The record is from RefSeq and is a predicted model, not a curated record. Gene Ontology annotation, molecular function: RNA binding. The transcript is spliced from 4 exons.